Messenger RNA from Drechmeria coniospora, 798 nucleotides. RefSeq names its product tRNAHis guanylyltransferase. Gene Ontology annotation, biological process: tRNA modification. The coding region runs from base 1 to 798 and encodes 265 amino acids. The record is from RefSeq and is a predicted model, not a curated record. The transcript has 5 exons. Gene Ontology annotation, molecular function: magnesium ion binding; tRNA guanylyltransferase activity. Lineage: Eukaryota; Fungi; Ascomycota; Sordariomycetes; Hypocreales; Ophiocordycipitaceae.
AUGUGUGCCAAGUAUGAGUUCGAGAAGCCAAACGAUCAAAGGGCCCUCGAUCUCAUGAACAUCGCGGCCAAGGCAGUAGUAGCGGAUCUGCCCGAGAUCAUGAUUGCGUAUGGCGUCAGUGACGAAUACAGUCGUGUGCCCUGUUCGAACGGAGGGCAAGGUUCGUCUUCCCGCGCCGAUCAGGACAAUCUUCUCCUCAUGCCGUCCUCCAGCAAGCUCGUCAGCACCAUCGUCUCCACCUUCACGGCAAACUACGUCUAUUCCUGGCCAACUGCCUUUCCCGAUACCCCCCUCAGUUUCCCGCUGCCCACCUUUGACGGCCGGGCGGUGUGUUACCCGAGCGUUCAGAACCUGAGAGACUACCUGAGCUGGCGCCAAGCUGACUGCCACAUCAACAAUCUCUACAACACCACGUUCUGGGCUCUCAUCCAGCUCGGUGGGCUCGACAACAAAGAGGCCGAGAAAUCACUCGCUGGAACUCUUGCGGCCGACAAGAACGAGAUAUUGUUCUCUCGAUUCGGCACCAACUACAACAAUGAACCGGAGAUGUUUAGAAAGGGAAGCGUCAUCUUUCGAGACUUUGAGCUUGCCGAGCCGGACGGCCACAAUGUCGCCCAAGAGAUGGAGGAUCUGGCUAUGCCGAUCGAAGGGUCUAAAAGUCGAGCCGACAAAGAACGCAAGCGUAGGACCAAAGCAAGAGUCGUGGUGGAACACCUGGACAUCAUCAAGGACGAUUUCUGGAACAGGAGGCCGUGGAUUCUGUCGGGAAAACCGGGCAAGGUUCCAAAAGAAACGUAA